This is a messenger RNA of Plectropomus leopardus (leopard coralgrouper), 1143 nucleotides long. Its product is annotated as complement C1q-like protein 3. The record is from RefSeq and is a predicted model, not a curated record. Lineage: Eukaryota; Metazoa; Chordata; Actinopteri; Perciformes; Serranidae. Gene Ontology annotation, molecular function: protein binding.
CGCUGUACCUUUGUGAAGACGUGUGACUGGACAAUGAGGGUUGUUGUUGGUUUGCUGUUGCUGCUGCUCGGUCUGUGUGGGUCAGGGGCUCAGGGGGAGGGUGGAGGCCUCGGUGAGGCGGGUGAGAUCAGCCAGUUUCAGGAGAAAGCUCCAAGAGAUGCAGCUGAGGAACCGACCACAAAGCAAACCACCCCUGACAUCUGGGCGGAGGUGAGGGCGCUGAGAGACAUGGUGGUGGAGCUCAAGGUGCGCGUGGAUCUGCUGCAGAGAGAGAACUCUGAGUUGCAGACCAGACUGAGCAGCAGUGAGAGGGAACUUCUCGUUAGCAAGUCCAGGAUUGAUCAGCUGGAGAGACAAAAUGCAGAGAGGCCAAAGGUGGCCUUUUAUGCAGCUCUGACUGAUGCAGGUUAUGUUGGACCACAAAACACAGACAUCACACUGAAAUACAGCAAGGUCUUCACCAACAUUGGCAAUGCUUACAAUCCAGCUACAGGUUUUUUCAUAGCACCAGUCCGAGGGGUCUACUAUUUCCAGUUCACUGUGUGUGGUAACCACACAGGUCUAGUGGGUGUGUAUGUGUACAAAAACAACCAGCGGAUCAUGUUUAAUGUUGAGUGGAAGGAAGACGCACAUUUUAAGUAUUUCACUAACUCUGUUGUCUUGGAGCUGAUGGCAGGAGAUAAGGUUCACCUGGUUCUCCCAUCAACCUUUGCUGUCUAUGACAGUGUAGAUAACCACAGCACUUUCAGUGGCUCUCUUCUCUUCGCACUGUAAGAACUGUUCAGUCUGCUGUGUUAUUGAUUUAUCAUAAACUCUGUUUUUAUCGAUUACACUGAUUCUUUAGAAAAUGCUGAUAAAUCUCUGCACAGCUGCCUCGAAGACAAAUGUCUGUAUGUUUACUGCCUGUAUCAAAUAAUGUGAUUCUGAAUCUGACCUCCUUCUUGUUUCAUCACAUAAAAUAUUCAGUUAAUCAAAGACUCAUUGACGUUCUGUUUCUUGUCAUUGAUUGUAGAUCUUCAUAUAGAAACUUUACAUGAACUGCAAUGAUGUUCACAUACUGCAAAUGUUUAGAUUCAACUCUGGGUUUACUCCAGAUGCUCUGGAAAUAUCGCGAAUAAACAUAAAAAAGGGUGAUAAAAAAGA